Messenger RNA from Phascolarctos cinereus (koala), 3265 nucleotides. It is a transcript of the gene STRIP1, whose product is annotated as striatin interacting protein 1. The record is from RefSeq and is a predicted model, not a curated record. NCBI's taxonomy places the organism in Eukaryota, Metazoa, Chordata, Mammalia, Diprotodontia, Phascolarctidae. Gene Ontology annotation, biological process: cytoskeleton organization. Gene Ontology annotation, cellular component: cytosol.
AUGGAGCCGGGAGGCGGUGGGCCAGGCCCUCUGAUCGUGAACAACAAGCAGCCGCAGCCGCAGCCGCAGCCGCCGCCGCCCCCGCCCCCCACGUCCCCGCAGCCCCAGGCCGUGGCCUCCCGGACCGCCGGCGGCGGCGGGGGCGUUGGGGGCGUCCUGCCCGGGGGCAAAGGGCGGGAGUUCAACCGCAACCAGCGCAAGGACUCGGAGGGCUAUUCUGAGUCCCCAGACCUAGAAUUUGAAUAUGCAGAUACAGAUAAGUGGGCUGCAGAGCUCUCAGAACUUUAUAGUUACACUGAAGGACCCGAGUUUCUGAUGAACCGAAAAUGCUUUGAGGAAGACUUCAGGAUCCAUGUGGCAGAUAAGAAGUGGACUGAACUUGACAUUAACCAGCACCGUACCCAUGCCAUGAGGCUCCUGGAUGGCUUAGAAGUCACUGCCCGGGAAAAGAGGCUCAAAGUAGCCCGCGCAAUCCUCUACGUUGCCCAAGGUACCUUUGGUGAGUGUACCUCCGAAUCCGAAGUUCAGUCCUGGUCGAGGUACAAUGUCUUCCUGCUCCUGGAGGUGGGCACGUUCAAUGCUUUGGUGGAGCUGCUGAACAUGGAAAUCGACAACAGCGCAGCUUGCAGCAAUGCUGUGAGGAAGCCCGCCAUCUCCUUGGCCGACAGCACUGACCUGAGGGUACUGCUCAAUAUCAUGUACCUGAUUAUAGAGACCGUUCACCAAGAAUGUGAGAGUGAUAAAGCCGACUGGAAGACCAUGAGACAGACUUUCCGAGCAGAGCUAGGCUCUCCCCUGUACAACAACGAGCCAUUCUCCAUCAUGCUGUUUGGGAUGGUGACCAAGUUUUGCAGUGGACAUGCACCUCACUUCCCCAUGAAGAAGGUUCUUUUGCUUCUCUGGAAGACAGUAUUGUGCACACUUGGAGGCUUCGAGGAGCUGCAGAGCAUGAAGGCAGAAAAGCGUGAGAUCUUAGGUCUCCCCCCUCUGCCUGAAGACAGCAUCCAGGUGAUUCGCAACAUGAGAGCAGCCUCCCCUCCCGCUUCUGCCUCGGACCUCAUUGAACAGCAGCAGAAACGGGGUCGUCGAGAGCACAAGGCUCUCAUAAAACAAGACAACCUGGAUGCGUUCAAUGAGCGGGAUCCGUAUAAGGCUGAUGACUCCCGAGAGGAGGAGGAGGAGAAUGACGACGACAGCAGCCUUGAGGGAGAGACGUUUCCCCUUGAGCGGGAUGAAGUGAUGCCUCCCCCCAUGCAGCACCCUCAGACAGACCGCCUCACCUGCCCAAAGGGGCUGCCCUGGGCCCCCAAGGUUAGAGAAAAAGACAUUGAGAUGUUUCUAGAAUCCAGCCGAAGUAAAUUCAUUGGCUACACACUGGGCAGCGACACGAACACCGUGGUGGGGCUGCCCAGGCCGAUUCAUGAGAGCAUCAGGACCCUGAAGCUGCACAAGUACACGUCAAUUGCAGAAGUGCAGGCCCAGAUGGAGGAGGAGUACCUUCGCUCUCCUCUCUCAGGGGGAGAAGAGGAAGUGGAGCAAGUCCCUGCUGAAACCCUUUACCAAGGUCUCCUCCCCAGUCUGCCUCAGUACAUGAUUGCCCUGCUGAAAAUCCUACUGGCUGCUGCUCCCACUUCCAAAGCCAAAACAGACUCCAUUAACAUCCUGGCUGACGUCCUACCUGAGGAGAUGCCAACCACCGUGCUGCAGAGCAUGAAACUGGGGGUCGAUGUUAACCGCCACAAAGAGAUCAUCGUGAAGGCCAUUUCUGCGGUGUUGCUGCUGCUGCUCAAGCACUUCAAGCUGAAUCACGUCUACCAGUUUGAGUACAUGGCCCAGCAUCUCGUGUUUGCCAACUGCAUCCCUUUGAUUCUGAAGUUCUUCAAUCAAACCAUCAUGUCGUACAUCACUGCCAAAAACAGUAUUUCGGUUUUGGAUUACCCUCACUGUGUGGUUCAUGAGCUACCAGAGCUGACAGCAGAGAGCUUGGAAGCUGGAGAUAAUAACCAGUUUUGUUGGCGGAAUCUCUUCUCUUGUAUCAAUUUGCUUCGGAUCUUGAACAAGCUAACAAAAUGGAAGCAUUCCAGGACCAUGAUGCUGGUGGUCUUCAAGUCGGCGCCCAUCCUGAAACGGGCCUUGAAGGUGAAGCAAGCCAUGAUGCAGCUCUAUGUGCUGAAGCUGCUCAAGGUGCAGACCAAGUAUCUGGGUCGCCAGUGGCGGAAGAGCAACAUGAAGACCAUGUCGGCCAUCUACCAGAAAGUGCGGCACCGGCUGAACGACGACUGGGCCUAUGGGAACGAUCUGGAUGCCCGACCCUGGGACUUCCAGGCGGAAGAAUGCGCGCUGCGUGCCAACAUUGAACGUUUCAACUCUCGAAGGUAUGACCGGACCCAUAACAACCCUGACUUCCUGCCUGUGGAUAACUGCCUGCAAAGUGUCCUGGGCCAGCGGGUAGACCUCCCUGAGGACUUCCAGAUGAACUAUGACCUCUGGCUAGAAAGGGAAGUUUUCUCCAAGCCUAUCUCCUGGGAAGAGCUGCUGCAGUGAAGUUUUGCCCAAAGCCCCUGGCACCGAGUGAAGCCUGAUAAUGAUGCCGUGGGCCAGAUUCUGCCUCAGUGUCCCUCCCUGGCUUGUGGCCGCAUUUGCUGCAGUGCUGCUCCUUAUCCUCCAGGUGGCAGUGUAGCUUUGUGUGCCAUCUUUACAAAUUCAUUAUUGCAGAACUCCGAUGCCCCUGGGCUUGAUGUAGGGAAGUUUCUGGGCUUGGCUUCUUUCUUGGUGGUGGUUUCCCAGUGUCCUGCCCAGGAGGGAUGUUCUUCUGCAGAUCGGAAAGGAGCCACCUUUCCUUUCCCAUGCAACAUUUGGCUGGCCAUGACUGAACAGCUGCAGGCCAAUACAUGCAGAGCCCUCUGACCCCUUCCCACAGCAUCCUCCAGAUUUCAGGGGUAAUCCACUAGCUCGGCCAAAACACUAAGCAUGGUGGCCUGCCUCAAAGAGGGCUGAGAGGUCAGCCAGGAAAGCGCUGUCAGGGCGCUUAGCUGGUUUGGUUUCGGAUUCAUCUCCAGCUACCUACUCACCUCCUUCCAAGCAGCUAUCGCAGAGGUCCAGGCUGCUGCUGCCUUAGCACAUCUGCCUUGGAUAGGAUCAGGAUGGGAGACAGACAUUACCCUCAGACAGGGAAACUGUCUUCCCCCUCUGUUUGCAAUGUCCUGUACAUAUCUAUCAAUCUAUCUGUCUAUCUAUCUAUCUAUCUAUCUAUCUAUCUAUCUAU